CAAAAUGUAUUUUUACGUUAUGUGUAUUGGCGUCUUGAACAAAUAUCUCAAUAGUAGCAGGCUUCAAAACCCAACGUGUCCCAAAAUGAAUCAGUAUAAUCGAGUAUCGGUCCUACUCAGCUAUGUGGAAGAAUGGUGUUGGUUAAUUAUGCUAACUUUUAUAUAUCCUGACGUUCUGGACAAAUCUCAAAACUCAACGAGCCUCAAGGAUAGUCCAAAGAUCAAGAAGAUGCUUAGACAAAUGUCCAAGAUCAAAAAUUGAGAAUCUGACAUAGCCCCAAGCUUUGCUAAAAAAAAAUCUGACUUUCGAUGCUUACCCUGUAUAAGUG
Molecule: messenger RNA, 329 nt
Organism: Acanthoscelides obtectus
Lineage: Eukaryota; Metazoa; Arthropoda; Insecta; Coleoptera; Chrysomelidae
Source: the annotation of a GenBank genome assembly